GUUAGAGGAGUAAAAGGGCAGGCCGUUCCUUCCAGGCGCUAUUGAGUCGAGCGAUCCCGCAUUGGAAUCUGGGGGCUGUGCGUGGAGGCUGAGACAACAAUCUCGCUUCCGAGAGCGGCCUUGUUAGUGCAGCGGCAACUACGAUCGUGCAGGGCAGCUGAAAUAUGGAGACGACGAGUCACAGGUCGGUCGCGACAACAUCCGGGCUGCGCAAGAGACACAGCGGUUUCUCAUCGUGGUCCUGCGUCGCAAUCUCCUUGGCGGUUCUCUGCUUUACAGCUACAAGCGCACUGCAGUCCAAGGGGGAGCCGUGCACGGCGAACGUGGGCGGCGUCAGGUCUCCGGGCUCCUGCGUGCCCCUGACCGUGUGUCCUCCGCUGAGCGCCCUGGCGGCCAAGGGGCGCAGGCCCCGGCCGUGCGGCUUCGACGAGUCCACGCUGCUCGUGUGCUGCCCGUCCAGGGACGUGGUCCGACCGAGCACCGGUACCACCAUCUCUCCUAGGAUCAGGCAACCCGCGCGGCCCAGGAACGAGCCAGGUUGCGGCACGGUAGUCGACGACGCCGGAGAGAUCGGGACGGGACCCAGAGGGGAAGUUCUGCUCGCAAGAUCACCUUGGCCCUGGAUGGUGGCCAUCUUUGAGGGCCGCAACUACAUCUGCGGAGGAACCCUGCUGGACAGGGACACGGUGCUCACGGCUGCUCAUUGCUUUAGAGGAACUGAACCAGUUCCCAGUGACUACAAGGUGCGACUCGGCGUGCUAGAAACCAACGAGACGGCGAGCUCUCACAGCGCCACGCUUACCGUCAAGUGGAUCCGCGUGCACAAGGAAUACCGGGUGGACCGGCACUACAAGGACAUCGCCAUCAUGCGGUUGGGCGGCAAGGUGACCUACGGCACGCACAUCGGCCCGGCAUGCCUGCCGCAGCCGGACCUCAAGCUCGGAGGACAGGUCGUGAUCAUCGGCUGGGGACACACCGAGUUCGGGGGCCGGUACGCCCGGAGACUACAGGAGGGCCGCGUGUCGGUCAUUAGCAACAAGGAUUGCGACGGCACUCUGCAGCAGUCCUCAAGCUACAAGACCUACAUACCGCAGGGUGUCACAGACGACUUCGUCUGCGCCGUCAAUCACACCGGCGUUGACGCCUGUCAGGGUGACUCCGGAGGUCCUUUGCUGGCGCUGGGAGCCGACUUCCGCUGGGGCGUGGUGGGCGUGGUGAGCUUCGGCAUCGAGUGCGGCGGCCGCUUUCCGGGUGUCUACACCAGAGUCACCACCUUCCUGCCCUGGAUCGACAAGAACAGGGACUGAGCCUCCCGCUGUGUGACACUUGCACUUCCAGGAGCUGCAACUUUAGAAUACGGGGGUUCACCGCGCUUUGUUCGGAGUCUCGGUGACGUUGUUGAACUUGGGGAAAACAACGCCCUAAGGAUAUUCUACUUUCGUACUUUUAUGAGUCAGAAGGGUACACCUAAAUACGCUCUGAACUUUUCUAAAUAUUUGUUUUUUUUUUGGUAAUUGGACGUAUGUUACAAAAUAACUAUUCCACCCUCCCCCGAUCGAAACGCAAAACAAAAAAGAAGCAGCAACAUAUUAACGUUGCGAGACACAUUUUGAGUUAGAAGCAAUAACAAAACUUCUUUACAUUCCCAGAGGUUGAUACCUAGACAUAACCCUAUACGUUUUGGGAUCGCUCAAAUAAGUACAAUUUCAUCGUGAAUGUUGCGCUAAAAUAAUAUUCUGGGGAAGGUUUAUUUUGUAACGUACGUGUCCUAUCCAGGUGCACGAAAAUGUGUACGUAGGAGAGUAUCGUUUUAGUAUGGUUUUAUUAUAUCAAGUAUGCUUUUGAUGUAUUUUAGGGGUCCGUUUUAUUCUAGCGUUGUGGUUCGCGCGUCGACCCAGUCUGGUAACUCAGAUGUACGUACUAUACGUAUACGGUUCAUGUUCUAUUAGUAAACUAAAACGAUACUUAAAGUGUGCUUUAUGAAGUGUCCCUUGGAAGCAACGAAUUGUCAUGUGUCACUUUUUGCCGCAAAUAAGAGUUAAAAAUAAGGUGAACGGAGUAAAAUAGCGGCAUUCUUCUUUAUGCUAUAGAUUAACGCAUGAGACUGCCUGUCAUUUUUGACGCGCAUGUAAAAAUUGCGGUGUAUUUAUUUUGCUUUCUGGAGUGUGACAACUGUUUUGUGGUGUUCAGUGGACACAAGCUGGAUUUUGAGAUUCCGGAAGUCUGUUACUAUGUCCUGCAACGCUCACUUUUGUAUUUAUAUGUGAUUGACUCAGUAUUUGCAAAAAUAUCACAAGUGCGAGUGUUUAUACAUGUUUACACAUAAGAUAAACAUUAUAAGACUGAAUGUUCGAACUAUUUAUUCCCCAUUUCAUGACACAUAUUCGUUUAUUUAACAUAAAAAAGAAUUAACCUUGUCAUUGCACAUAAGGCGGGCAUACUUUUACUCCUUUAUGUUCCUGGUAAUAAAAUUUACGCUGGCAGCAAUGUUAUGAUUCUCGAUUGAAAACUGAAUACUCGGACUAAGAUUGAUAGACGUAUUUGGGGAAUAAUGACACCUGUCUCAUUCGCAUCCUCGUGAGUGACGUUCCAUCGUUCCAAAAUAUCGCGCUUAACUUGGUCUCUCGCUCGGUAGCCUCGGUAGUUUAGAUAGGGUCGCAUACGCGAAAGAUUACGAUUACCAACCAGUUCAUAACGUAGAUUUCGAGUUUUUUUUUUUUUUUUUUUUUUUUUUGCCAUUUUGAAAUAGGUGGUUGUACUGAGUAGACCGUUCUGAUACCUCCGAUAAAGAUACCCGAUGCUCCGCUGACGCUUCUUGCGCGUGCAUGGCAUCGUUAUCAGAGGCGUGGGAAUGAUCUGCUAAAACUCCCUAUUGCGUCGCCCUUCCGCUUACUUUCUAAUCUCUGCCAAACGCAGCACUGGAGCCAAAUCUUCUUGCGCUGUACUCUGGUAGGGCACCGAUGGAAUACCAGCACUACGGCUUCGUUAUCAAGGAGGAGUUGCUUUUUUACCAGCCUCAAGAUUGUUCGAAGGAAGAUCUUUGUUCUCACAAUAUUUUUUCACGUGAAACUUUAUUUGGAGAGGUGUUCGGCAUUUCGUUAAACCCAAAACUGAAGCGUGGAUAAAAGUGUGUCCUCAAAACUCGACACUGAUCGCUUUUUUUUUUUUUGGGGGGGGG
Ixodes scapularis (black-legged tick) is the source of this 3178-nucleotide messenger RNA. RefSeq names its product clotting factor G beta subunit. The coding region runs from base 165 to 1307 and encodes 380 amino acids. Gene Ontology annotation, biological process: proteolysis. The transcript is spliced from 8 exons. Lineage: Eukaryota; Metazoa; Arthropoda; Arachnida; Ixodida; Ixodidae. Gene Ontology annotation, molecular function: serine-type endopeptidase activity. The record is from RefSeq and is a predicted model, not a curated record.